AUGUCAGACUCUAUCUUUGCACAUAAGGCAUCACAGGACUUGAUUCAAAUCAACGUCCCUUCGAUUGAACGUCCAUUUGGAAUUUACUUGUGGCCUAUAUUCAACAAGGUUUUCGAAUUAGGUAUUGGGUAUCCAGCCGAUGAGUUUGAGUUUAUUUACCACAAGACAUUCUUGGCUAAUGGGGUCCAUGCUAUAAGUAUAAUUAUAGUUUAUUAUAUUGUCAUAUUUGGUGGAAGAGAGGUUAUCAACAAGUUUAAAUUGCCAGCUUUGAAAUUGAAUUUCUUGUUUCAGUUGCACAACAUCGUUCUCACUUUGUUAUCGUUGAGUUUGUUGUUGUUGUGCAUUGAACAAUUGGUGCCAAUGUUGUAUCACCAUGGAUUGUUUUAUGCUAUUUGCGAUCAAGGUGCAUUUACGCAAAAGUUGGUUACUUUGUACUAUUUGAAUUAUUUGACCAAGUUUUUGGAAUUGAUUGAUACGGUGUUUUUGGUAUUGAAGAAGAAGAAGUUGUUGUUUUUGCACACCUAUCACCAUGGAGCCACUGCAUUGUUGUGUUAUACUCAAUUGACUGGGUCCACUUCUGUUGAAUGGGUGCCAAUUACGUUGAAUUUAGCCGUGCAUGUUGUCAUGUAUUGGUACUACUUCCUUAGUGCUAGAGGUAUUAGAGUGUGGUGGAAAGAGUGGGUCACUAGAUUCCAAAUUAUUCAAUUUGUGCUUGAUUUAGGGUUUGUUUAUUUUGCAACUUAUACCCAUUAUGCAUUUGCAUAUUUCCCAAGCUUGCCCCAUAUCGCAAACUGUCAUGGAAGUGAAUUGGCUGCUGCUUAUGGAUACUUGAUCUUGUCUUCAUAUUUGGUGUUGUUUAUCAGUUUUUAUAUCAAAGUGUACAAAACUAAAGGUAGCAAGAAGGCUGUCAAGGCCGAUGAAGUUGCUAAAGCAGCUGAAGAAGCAAUCAGUGGCACUAGUUCUGGUGUGAGUACCGGUGCUAAAAAGGCUGAAUCAAGAAAAGCUUAA
Lodderomyces margitis is the source of this 1008-nucleotide messenger RNA. RefSeq names its product fatty acid elongase (gene FEN12). The transcript has a single exon. The record is from RefSeq and is a predicted model, not a curated record. Gene Ontology annotation, cellular component: endoplasmic reticulum membrane. Gene Ontology annotation, biological process: sphingolipid biosynthetic process; fatty acid elongation, monounsaturated fatty acid; fatty acid elongation, polyunsaturated fatty acid. Gene Ontology annotation, molecular function: fatty acid elongase activity. Lineage: Eukaryota; Fungi; Ascomycota; Pichiomycetes; Serinales; Debaryomycetaceae. Bases 1 to 1008 code for a protein of 335 amino acids.